Loxodonta africana (African savanna elephant) is the source of this 2264-nucleotide messenger RNA. RefSeq names its product nuclear RNA export factor 1 (gene NXF1). Gene Ontology annotation, cellular component: nucleus; cytoplasm. The coding region runs from base 115 to 1968 and encodes 617 amino acids. Gene Ontology annotation, biological process: poly(A)+ mRNA export from nucleus. The record is from RefSeq and is a predicted model, not a curated record. The transcript has 21 exons. Lineage: Eukaryota; Metazoa; Chordata; Mammalia; Proboscidea; Elephantidae. Gene Ontology annotation, molecular function: protein binding; RNA binding.
GUGCUCCUCCGGGCAAAUGCGGCGGUGCCGGGCGUAGAGGUGUUUCGGCCUGGGUGCCUGGGCGUUCGGACGUUUGGUGGCCCGCGCCUGAGCGUCCCUGCUUGUCGCAGCGCCAUGGCCGACGAGGGGAAGUCGUACAGCGAGCACGAUGACCGUGUUAGUUUACCUCGAAGAAGGAAAGGCCGGGGUCCUUUCCGGUGGAACUAUGGUGAGGGGAACCGUCGCUCUGGAAGAGGCGGUUCUGGUACUCGGUCUUCUCGCCUUGGGGAAGAUGAUGGCGAUGUGGCGAUGGUUGAUGCCCAGGAUGGUCCCCGAGUACGAUACAACCCUUAUGCUGCCCGACCCAACCGUCGCGGUGAUAAUUGGCACGAUCGAGGCCGUAUCCACGUCACUGUGCGGAGAGACAGAGCUCCUCCAGAAAGGGGGGCGGCUGGCACCAGCCAGGAUGGGACCUCGAAGAACUGGUUCAAGAUUACAAUUCCUUAUGGCAGAAAAUACGACAAGGCCUGGCUGCUGAGCUUGAUUCAGAGCAAGUGCAGUGUUCCCUUCACUCCUGUCGAGUUUCACUAUGAGAACACACGGGCCCAAUUUUUUGUUGAAGAUGCCAGCACCGCCUCUGCACUGAAGGCUGUCAACUAUAAGAUUUUGGAUCGGGAGAACCGAAGGAUAUCAAUCAUCAUCAACCCCUCAGCUCCACCCCAAACGGUGCAGAACGAGCUGAAGCCAGAACAAGUAGAGCAGCUAAAGCUGAUCAUGAGCAAAAGAUAUGAUGGCUCCCAGCAAGCACUGGACCUCAAGGGCCUCCGUACCGACCCAGAUUUGGUCGCCCAGAACAUUGACGUUGUCCUGAAUCGUAGAAGCUGUAUGGCGGCGUCCCUGCGAAUCAUUGAAGAGAACAUCCCUGAGCUAUUGUCUUUGAACUUGAGCAACAACAAGCUAUACCGGCUGGAUGAUCUGUCUAGCAUAGUGCAGAAAGCACCCAACCUAAAGAUCCUAAACCUCUCUGGAAAUGAGUUGAAGUCCGAGCGGGAGUUGGACAAGGUAAAAGCGUUGAAGCUAGAAGAGCUGUGGCUCGAUGGAAACCCCUUGUGCGACACCUUCCGAGACCAGUCCACCUACAUCAGCGCCAUUCGCGAAAGAUUCCCCAAGUUAUUACGCCUGGACGGCCAUGAGUUACCCCCGCCAAUUGCUUUUGAUGUUGAAGCCCCCACGAUGCUACCUCCCUGCAAGGGAAGCUAUUUUGGAACGGAGAAUCUGAAGAGUCUGGUCCUGCAUUUCCUGCAGCAAUACUAUGGAAUUUAUGACUCUGGAGACCGGCAGGGACUCUUAGAUGCCUACCACGAUGGGGCUUGCUGCUCCCUGAGCAUUCCUUUCACCCCCCAGAAUCCUAACCGAAGCAACUUGGCUGAGUACUUCAAGGAUAGCAGGAAUGUGAAGAAACUUAAAGACCCUAGCCUGCGGUUCCGCCUGCUAAAGCACACACGCCUCAACGUUGUUGCCUUCCUCAAUGAGUUGCCCAGAACUCAGCAUGACAUCAAUUCCUUCGUGGUAGACAUAAGCGCCCAGACUAGCACGUUGCUGUGUUUUUCCGUCAGUGGGGUCUUCAAGGAAGUGGAUGGAAAGUCUCGGGAUUCUUUGCGAGCCUUCACCCGGACGUUCAUUGCUGUUCCUGCCAGCAAUUCAGGGCUGUGCAUCGUAAACGACGAGCUGUUUGUGCGGAAUGCCAGCCCGGAAGAGAUCCAGAGAGCUUUCGCCAUGCCUGCCCCCACACCUUCCUCCAGCCCAGUGCCCACCCUUUCCCCGGAGCAACAGGAAAUGUUGCAGGCAUUCUCUACCCAAUCUGGCAUGAACCUCGAGUGGUCCCAGAAGUGCCUUCAGGACAACGACUGGGACUACACCAGAUCUGCACAGGUCUUCACACAACUCAAGGCUGAGGGCAAGAUCCCGGAGGUGGCAUUCAUGAAGUGAUUCCUCCGGUUCCCUAGAAGCCCCCCUGUAAAUAGCCCUCGGAUAUCGUCGCUUCUUCUUCGUUGUCUCCUCCUCCCCGGCCUGAGGCCACCUUGUGACUGUGACCAAGGAGGGAUGGCUGCUGGAUCCCUCCCUUCUCCUGCCUUCCGGAAGACUUCCGGGAGAUUGAGCCUCAGUGGUGCCAGGAAGCCAAAGCUUACUUUGUAGAACUGACACUAAACUACCCGAAGGACCUAGGUGCUUUGUGUACUUAACCCCAGAAUCCUCCGUACUUUUUAAGAUAAAGAGUGACGUUG